This is a messenger RNA of Cinclus cinclus, 2380 nucleotides long. It is a transcript of the gene NUMB, whose product is annotated as NUMB endocytic adaptor protein. NCBI's taxonomy places the organism in Eukaryota, Metazoa, Chordata, Aves, Passeriformes, Cinclidae. The record is from RefSeq and is a predicted model, not a curated record. Gene Ontology annotation, molecular function: cadherin binding. The transcript has 11 exons. Bases 55 to 2019 code for a protein of 654 amino acids.
GAGGAGGCGCCGGAGGGAGGCGGCUGCGGGCAGCAGGACGUGAAAAUCUGAGAAAUGAACAAAUUACGGCAAAGCUUUAGGAGAAAGAAAGAUGUCUAUGUCCCAGAGGCCAGCAGGCCUCAUCAGUGGCAGACUGAUGAAGAAGGCGUUCGUACUGGCAAGUGUAGCUUUCCUGUUAAGUACUUGGGACAUGUUGAAGUGGACGAGUCCAGAGGAAUGCAUAUCUGUGAAGAUGCUGUGAAGAGGCUAAAAUCUGAAAGGAAGUUCUUCAAAGGCUUCUUUGGAAAAUCUGGGAAGAAAGCCGUCAAAGCAGUCCUUUGGGUUUCAGCGGAUGGACUCAGAGUUGUAGAUGAGAAAACAAAGGAUCUUAUAGUUGAUCAGACAAUAGAGAAGGUUUCUUUCUGCGCACCAGACAGGAACUUUGACCGGGCAUUCUCAUACAUCUGCCGCGAUGGCACAACGAGACGCUGGAUCUGCCACUGCUUUAUGGCUGUGAAGGACACGGGGGAAAGGUUGAGUCACGCCGUGGGCUGUGCAUUUGCAGCAUGCCUGGAGCGAAAGCAGAAGCGAGAGAAGGAGUGUGGAGUCACUGCCACCUUUGAUGCCAGCAGAACCACAUUCACUAGAGAGGGGUCAUUCAGGGUCACUACAGCUACUGAACAAGCAGAGAGAGAGGAAAUUAUGAGACAGAUGCCGGAUGCUAAAGCAGUUGAAACAGAAGUGAAAACAGUAGCACCAGGUGCUGCACCAAACAAUACUGCCCCCUCUUCUGGCUCACCAACCUCUCCUACUGCCGAAGUUGCUGCCUCUCUGGAUAAAGAAAUGAGCAACCCCCACGCUAUCCCACGGCGGCACGCCCCUAUAGAACAGCUUGCCAGGCAAGGGUCUUUCAGGGGCUUCCCCGCCCUCAGCCAAAAGAUGUCUCCUUUUAAACGCCAGUUGUCUUUGCGAAUAAAUGAGCUGCCUUCAACGGUGCAAAGGAAGACUGAUUUCCCCAUGAAAAACUCAGUCCCAGAGGUAGAAGGGGAAACAGACAGCAUUAGUGCCCUGUGCUCUCAGAUCACCAGUGCUUUCAGCACACCAUCAGAAGAUCCUUUCUCUUCGGCCCCCAUGACAAAACCAGUGACAGUAGUUGCACCACAGUCUCCUGCCUUUCAAGUUAAUGGCACUGCCUCUGCCUUCUGUGUGCUUGCUGCUAAACCAUCCCAAGCUGCUGUAGUGUCCACAGCUAUUCCAGUUCGUGAAACCAAUCCUUGGGCUCAUGCUCCUGCUGCUAAUACUGGAGCUGCAGCUGUGGUUGCUGGCACUGAAUGGAGCAACACCUCCUCAGGUGCAGCCUCACCAAGUCUCUUCCAAGGAAAUCACAGACGUACUCCCUCAGAGGCAGACCGCUGGUUGGAAGAAGUCUCAAAGACUGUCAGAGCCCAACAGCAGCCAACCUCAGCCCCAGCCCCGCAGCCACUGCUCCAGCCUCCUCCAGCAGCUCCAGCCUCCCAGUCAGCACCAGCCUUCCCAGUCAGCACCUUCAUUGCGCCUCAGCCCGUGCCGGUGGGCGUGGUACCGCCCAUGCAGCCAGCAUUUAUUCCAGCUCAGCCUUAUGCUGUAGCAAAUGGGAUGACCUAUGCAGCCCCAAGUGUCCCUGUGGUCGGGAUCACACCUUCCCAGAUGGUGGCCAACGUCUUUGGUACUGCCAGCCACACUCCAGCGGCCCACCCGCAUCAGUCCCCCAGCCUGGUGAAGCAGCAGCCGGUCCCUCAGCACGACGGCAGCAGCGCCACUGCCAGCCCCUUCUUCCACCCGCCCGCGCAGCACAACGGCUCCGCCGCCUUCAACGGCGUGGAGGGGGGCAAAUGGGCUGCCGAGGACAAGCAUUCGCAGCCCCCCGCGCCCGCCCCGCAGGUCGACCCCUUUGAGGCACAGUGGGCAGCUCUGGAGGGCAAGGCAAAGCAGCGCACCAACCCCUCCCCCACCAACCCCUUCUCCAGUGACCUACAGAAGACAUUCGAGAUCGAACUUUAAGCGGUCCCGAGGGGGGUGGAUAAUUGUACAUUAGGAUAGAGGGAUAAAGGGAGCUGAGGGGACUGUUUGUGAUCGGUUUGCUUUGAUAAUCCCAAAGGUCCCUGAAAAUAAAAUGGGUUAGAAAGAGGGAGCGGUUACGGGGAGGAUGGAAACGCAUGGAGAGGAUUUAAUGUGCAGUUCUUAAAAGGAAUCCUGGAGCCAACCCAGUCUGCACUCCCUCCUCUCUUGGAAAGCUGGAAGUCAAAUGGAGCAAAGAAAGGCACCCAGUCCCAAAGCCUGUUCUGCAGAAACAUCAAUCAUCUCACGGAAAGGAAGGCAGAUGUUUGUACCUGUGUCCUCCUGAUGCCCUGCAAGCCCUGGA